This is a messenger RNA of Amorphotheca resinae ATCC 22711, 1031 nucleotides long. RefSeq lists its product as hypothetical. The transcript is spliced from 3 exons. Bases 156 to 587 code for a protein of 143 amino acids. Gene Ontology annotation, cellular component: U5 snRNP; spliceosomal complex; U4/U6 x U5 tri-snRNP complex. Gene Ontology annotation, biological process: mRNA splicing, via spliceosome. NCBI's taxonomy places the organism in Eukaryota, Fungi, Ascomycota, Leotiomycetes, Helotiales, Amorphothecaceae. The record is from RefSeq and is a predicted model, not a curated record.
CUACAAUUCCACAGAGAUUUGAUCAUAAAGAGGUUUCAAGUCUUCUGCGACAGAAUAGUCACUUUCUUAUCUAUCCGAAUUCAGCAUUUGAUCCUCGAAACCAAGACACCUUCGCAAACAGCCUCAGCCUCAGCCUUGUUUCAUCACAGCUCAAGAUGGGUUCCGUUGUUCUCCCUCACCUACGCACAGGCUGGCAUGUUGAUCAAGCAAUAAUGAAUGAGGAGGAGCGCCUUGUAGUUAUUCGCUUCGGGCGAGACUACGAGCCAGAUUGCAUGCGUCAGGACGAGGUUCUAUACAAGAUUGCCGACCGAGUCAAGAACUUUGCAGUGCUUUACGUCUGCGACUUGGACGAAGUACCCGAUUUCAAGCAGAUGUAUGAACUCUAUGACCCAAUGACGAUUAUGUUUUUCUGGCGGAACAAACACAUGAUGUGCGAUUUUGGAACUGGUAAUAACAACAAGUUAAAUUGGGUGCUGGAGGACAAGCAGGAACUCAUCGAUAUUCUCGAGACAAUCUAUCGCGGUGCGAAGAAGGGCCGAGGAUUGGUUGUCAGUCCCAAAGACUACUCGACACGCUAUCGAUACUAGGUGGACUCGCGACGAAGAGCUUUGUUCACAGUCUCCUCUAUCAAAUCUUUGCGAAGGGUGGAAGACGCUUCGACACUCGAUCUUAUACCCGCUGCAUCUGGGCGGCCUUGCCAAGAACUCCAGAAUUUGGCUUCCUCACCCUCUCUGGAGCUGUGUCCUUCUAUCUCGAACUUGUAGCACUGGAGAUUCAUGAUCUUUUGGGAACCUGAUUCUGGGAUCAACACCGGAAUUCGAUGCUGUUUUCUAUCCUUGAACCACAUGGGUAUCGCAGCGUCCGACCAGCGUCAAUAUACGGAUCCAUAAGAGCGGUUGGACAUUGCUACAGAAUGGAUUAUCUAACCGCACUUCUGCUACCCACUGUAUGUACUCUCGAGUAGCACCUUCACGCUCACUGAACCCCAGACUCAGUUAUGAUAGGUAGUAAUGAAGAUGUAUGCACCCAGU